Messenger RNA from Branchiostoma belcheri (Belcher's lancelet), 2795 nucleotides. RefSeq names its product zinc finger protein 665-like. The record is from RefSeq and is a predicted model, not a curated record. Lineage: Eukaryota; Metazoa; Chordata; Leptocardii; Amphioxiformes; Branchiostomatidae. The coding region runs from base 112 to 2772 and encodes 886 amino acids. Gene Ontology annotation, molecular function: RNA polymerase II transcription regulatory region sequence-specific DNA binding; DNA-binding transcription factor activity, RNA polymerase II-specific. Gene Ontology annotation, biological process: regulation of transcription by RNA polymerase II. The transcript is spliced from 2 exons. Gene Ontology annotation, cellular component: nucleus.
UGCUUGUCAGCCAUUUUGUCCAGCGACAGGAAGAUCGUUUCUGUCAAACAAAGACGAUUUUGACGAAGAUCUCACGUGUUACCGAGCCUACAGCAAUAGUAACACACAGAAAUGGAUGAGCUGCCAUCUCCCUUACACCCCGGGAAUGAGAUUGCUAUGGAUGACCAACCAACUGUACACCCUGGGAAUGAGGUUGAUAUCAUAGACCAGACUGCUAUAACCGACCAGUUGCCUAUAAUUGACCAGCCAACUCUACACCCUGGGAACGUGUACCCCGGGAAUGAGAUUGCUAUGGUCGAACAACCAACUGUACACCCUGGGAACGAGAUUGCUGUAAUGAACCAGCCCACUGUACAUCCUGGGAACGAGACUGCUAUGGUCCAGCAGCUGACUGUGUACCCUGGGAAAGAGAUUGCUUUUACCAGCCUCUCAACUAUGCACCCUGGUAAUGAGACUGCUAUAACCGACCAGCCAACUCUACACCCUGGGAACGAGAUUGCUAUCAUUGACCAGACUGCUGUAACCGACCAGCCAACUCUAUACUCUGGGAACGAGACUGCUAUAUCCGUCCAGCCAACUGUACACCCUGGGAAAGAGAUUGCUAUACUCGACCAGUUGGCUAUAACCGACCAGCCAACUCUACACGCUGGAAAUGAGAUUGCUAUAAUGGACCGGCCAAUUGUACACCCUGGGAACGAGAUUGCAAUAAUGGACCAGCCAAGUGUACAUCCUGGGAAUGAGAUUAGUAUGAAUGACCAGCCAACGGUACACCCUGGGAAUGAGGUUGAUAUCAUCGACCAGACUGCUAUAACUGACCAGUCAACUCUACACCCUGGGAACGAGACUGCUAUAAUGGACCAGCCAACUGUUCACCCUGGGAACGAGAUCGCUAUAAUGGACCAGCCAACUGUACACCCUGGGAAUGACAUUGCAAUGAGAGUAAGCGUUCCACGUGAAAAACGCUUUGCGUGUACGGAAUGUGACUACAAGGCAACUUCAAACUCCGACAUACUAAAACACGAAAGAACACACACAGGUGAGAAACCCUACAGGUGUGACCAGUGUGACUUUUCUGCUGCUACAAAAGGCAACUUAGAUCGACACAUGGUUAAACACACCGGAGACAAACGCUACAUAUGUGGCGAGUGUGGGUUCAGGACGGUUGACAAGUCUCACCUAGCCUAUCACAUGACUACCCACACAGGUGAGAAACCCUACAAAUGUGACCAGUGCGACUAUUCCGCAGCACGGAAAUUCACUUUAAACCGACACAUGAAAAAACACACUGGUGACAAACGCUACAUGUGUGGGCAAUGCGGGUUCAGAACUGCUUACAGAUCCUACCUCACCAAACAUAUGAAAAACCAUGCCGGCGAAAAACCAUUCAAAUGUGACCAGUGCGACUAUUCUGCAGCACAGAAGGAUGCUUUAGAUGGACACAUGGCUAAACACACCGGACACAAACCCUACAUGUGUUGGGAGUGCGGAUUCAGAACUGCAUAUAGUUCUGCUCUUUCCCGACAUAUGAGAAACCAUUCAGGCGAAAAACCGUUCAAAUGUGACCAGUGCGAAUACUCUUCUGUGGAAAAAGAUGCUCUGAACAAACACAUGGCUAAGCACAACGGAGAAAAGCACUACAUGUGUUGGGAGUGUGGGUACAGGACUGCUUACAGCUCUCACUUGUCCCAACACCUGAAAACACACACAGGUGAGAAACCCUACAAAUGUGACCAGUGUGACUACUCUGCCGUAGAAAAGUGGACUCUAGACCGACAUGCGGCAACACACGCCAAAGACAAAAGAUACAUGUGUGAAGAGUGUGGAUACAGGACGGCUAAGUCAUCCCACCUUACAGUACACAUGAGAACUCAUUCAGGGCUGAAACCCUACAAAUGUGACCAGUGCGACUACUCAGCUGCAAAGAAAGGCCAGUUAAACAGGCACAUGGUUAAGCACAAUGGAGACAAACCCUACAUGUGUGGCAGGUGUGGGUACAGGACAGCUGACAGGUAUUAUCUAACCACGCACAUCAGAAAACACACAGGUGAGAAACCAUUCAGUUGUGACCAGUGCGACUAUUCUGCUGCAUAUAAAGGUGCUUUAGACAGGCACAUGGCGAGACACAAACUAUUUAUCGAUGGAGAGUCCACAGAAAUUCUAAAACCAUACAAAUGUGAACACUGCGACUAUUCUGCUACUGAAAAGUGGACUUUAGACCAGCACAUGGUUAAACACACAGGAGAGAAACCCUACUUAUGUGACGAGUGUGGAUACAGGGCAGCUUACAGGUCAAACCUGUACCAACACUUGAGAACACACACAGGUGAGAAACCUUACAAGUGUGACCAGUGCGACUAUUCUGCAGCACAGAAGGACAAGCUGGACCGACACAUGGCUAAACACACUGGAGACAAACCCUACAUGUGUGUGAAGUGUGGAUACAGCACUUCUUACAAGUAUAACUUAACCGCACACAUGAAAACUCAUACAGGUGAAAAACCUUACAAGUGUGACCUGUGUGACUAUUCUACUGCCCAGAAAGGCAAUUUGGACCGACACAUGGCUAAACACACUGGAGACAAACCCUACAUGUGUGUGGAAUGUGGGUACAGCACUUCCUACAAGUAUAACUUAACCGCACACAUGAAAAAUCAUACAGGAGAAAAACCCUACAAGUGUGACCAGUGUGACUAUUCUGUCACAAAGAAAGCCAAUUUAGACCGGCACAUGGCUAAACACAGGACUGACCUACAUUUAACUCAGAACAACUGAUACAAACCAGUGAAAUUGCCAAA